Setaria italica (foxtail millet) is the source of this 3522-nucleotide messenger RNA. RefSeq names its product fatty acid desaturase DES2. Gene Ontology annotation, molecular function: oxidoreductase activity, acting on paired donors, with oxidation of a pair of donors resulting in the reduction of molecular oxygen to two molecules of water. Bases 1868 to 3031 code for a protein of 387 amino acids. Gene Ontology annotation, biological process: lipid metabolic process. NCBI's taxonomy places the organism in Eukaryota, Viridiplantae, Streptophyta, Magnoliopsida, Poales, Poaceae. The record is from RefSeq and is a predicted model, not a curated record. The transcript is spliced from 2 exons.
GCCGCCGUCAGAUUCCGUUGGAUGCAUCUGGACGGUGGGGAUCGUCUCUUUCCUCCCCGCGUAGUGCCAAAACCGGCGCAGAAAGAUUCACCUACUCCGCCUCACUGCUACUGACAAUAGUUGGAUGGAGUACAUUAUGAUAUCGUGCGGCGUGCGCGCCUGGGCUCUGCCGGCGCAACGGUACAAGGGCGCAGGGGUCACCGCCGGCAGGGGUGGCAGUGUGGCACCGAAUUCCGGGACCACAUGAUGGCUUGCCUCACCGGUGCGCGGAUUUCUUUUUUGGCAAUUCCCAAUUGCUAGACCAUUUUUAGCCGUAGAAUAAAAUAACCUAGCUGGAUUCGGACAAGUGUCCAGGGGCGUGGAUCAGCAGAUCCUUUUUUUUUUGUUUGGAAUAAUUGAUCAGCAGAUCUGGGCGCGGUGAGAUUUGAAGACUGCUGCAAGGGCCCUCUGGUUACUGGUGACUGGCCUUCACCUUGGCCUGGUCUGCAACUUGCUGUGCUAUGCUGCCAUACUGGUGCUGUGAAUUGUGAAUUUGUGAUGCUCUCUACUAUGCUAGGAAAUGGCCAUGGCAGCCGCCAUGUGCCGUUUGCCAUUUGCUCGUUUUGCCUCGCUCUUGCUGUCCAAUCAGGAAGUUAGGGAUCCUAAUCAGUCGGGCGACCUCGUCUAGUCGGAAUUAAUGCGUAGGAUCAGCACAGCCGAACGUCUCCAUCGACAGAUCAGAUUUGUCUCCGCCUGGACGGCAUAGUUGGCCGGUAGACCGGACACGUUCGAAUCAUUUUGGCCAUGGGAGACAGACAGCAUCUGAGUACGCCUUGUGGAGCACAUGUUCACUGUUCACCAUAACCAUAGUGGAUGGUGCACUACCAAAGGUUUUGGACAGGGACAACGAUUUCAUGAAGAAAGACUAAAAACUGAAUCUUUCUCUUUUUUUUGCGCAGAAGCUAACGGUUUCUUAGAUUUAGUAACGUUCCUUGAUCUCAACCACUGUUCUGUAGCACCUAGUGAGUAGUUGCACGCGCAGAUGAGUACUGGCUGCAUCUGAGCUGAGCUCUGAAUGGUUGGUGGAUAGAGAAAUGAAAGCCUUAAGACUUCAGAUUCAGAUUUGCUAACUUGUCAAAACUGACCGCUCGUACAGGGGCAACGAUUUCCUUGCUGCUGGAUGGUUAUUGGGCAGCUUAGAUUUGACCAUCCAAUGUGUGUGGUAGGAUUUGAUGACCUUAUCAUAUCAGAUGUGGUACCAUUUAUUUUCGUCCCAACUUGCCAUGAAUCUCUUCUCCACACGUUUCUGGUGCUUGUAAUAUCUCUUGCGUGCUGCUUUCCUGGGGUUCAUAAGUACUUUGACAAACAAAAAGCUAGCCGUCCAAUUAUGUGAACUUGUGCAGCCUCACAUGUUUCUCAAGGGGAUUUUAGGAUUGGUCAGUGGCACGUAACAUCACAAGUGACAAGGCCUUCCACUUAUUUGAUCGAUCAACAUCGUUUUUUUUACCAUCCUGGGUCUUGUAAAACUUUUCAUUUCGUUAGUUUUGUGCGGUAUAAUUCAGAAGUACAGCUUUAGGCAGAUCUGAAGCAGAGCGCAUGUGAACUCAUGGUGCACUCAGGAAAGCGAAUCUGAAUUCUGAACAGAAGCCAUGGGCUCAGCACAUGCUGCUGCGAUGGAUGCAAUCCCCAACUUGCUAUGUCACGUAGGAAUAUUUUUAAUCAUGUUUAGCCAAGAAAGUGUCAGCAUCGCAUCAUGUCUGGCAUCCCUGCCACCUUUGUGGAUGGAGACGCCCUCGUGCCUUGUUUUCUUUUUAAUGUGUCUGUGUGGUUGAUGCUCCUCCCGUGCACUCUUAGAAUCUAAGCGACUAAGGGAACAAGAGCCAGCAAAAUGGGUGCUGGUGGCAGGAUGACGGAGAAGGAGCGGGAGAAGCAGGAGCUGCUCGGCCGUGCUGCCGGUGGUGCUGCAAUGCAGCGCUCACCAGUGGACAAGCCACCAUUCACGCUGGGUCAGAUCAAGAAGGCCAUCCCACCUCACUGCUUCGAGCGCUCGGUGAUCAAGUCCUUCUCCUACGUGGUCUAUGACCUCGUCAUCGUCGCUGCGCUCCUGUACUUCGCGCUGGUCUUCAUCCCAGCGCUCCCGAGCCCUCUCCACUUUGCCGCCUGGCCGCUCUACUGGAUCAUGCAGGGCUGCGUGUGCACCGGCGUGUGGGUCAUCGCGCACGAGUGCGGCCACCAUGCCUUCUCCGACUACCAGCUCCUCGACGACAUCGUCGGCCUGGUGCUGCACUCGUCGCUGAUGGUGCCGUACUUCUCAUGGAAGUACAGCCACCGGCGCCACCACUCGAACACGGGCUCCCUGGAGCGUGACGAGGUGUUCGUCCCCAAGAAGAAGGAAGCUAUGCCGUGGUACACCCCGUACGUGUACAACAACCCCGUCGGCCGGCUGCUGCACAUCGUCGUGCAGCUCACCCUCGGGUGGCCGCUGUACCUGACGACCAACGCGUCGGGGCGCCCCUACCCGCGCUUCGCCUGCCACUACGACCCCUACGGCCCGAUCUACAACGACCGGGAGCGCAUGCAGAUCUUCAUCUCUGACGCCGGCGUCAUGGCCGUGUCGUUCGGGCUGUACAAGCUGGCGGCGACGUUCGGAUUCUGGUGGGUGGUGCGCAUCUACGCCGUGCCGCUGCUGAUCGUGAACGCGUGGCUGGUGCUCAUCACCUACCUGCAGCACACCCACCCGGCGCUCCCGCACUACGACUCGAGCGAGUGGGACUGGCUGCGCGGGGCGCUGGCCACCAUGGACCGCGACUACGGCAUCCUCAACCGCGUGUUCCACAACAUCACGGACACGCACGUCGCGCACCACCUCUUCUCCACCAUGCCGCACUACCACGCCAUGGAGGCCACCAAGGCGAUCAAGCCCAUCCUCGGCGAGUACUACCAGUUCGACCCGACACCCGUGGCCAAGGCGACCUGGCGCGAGGCCAGGGAGUGCAUCUACGUCGAGCCCGAGGACCGCAAGGGCGUCUUCUGGUACAACAACAAGUUCUAGCCGCUUGCGGAGCUGAGGCGAUCGCCCAUACUUACCGGCAGGAAUGGGAGGAAAAAUCAGGAAGAGAGAAGAUGGUAAUCGUCCUACCAAGUCCCCAUCUACCUAUCUAUGGUUAGUCAUCAGUCUUUAGACAGGAAAGAGAGCAUUUGGGCACAGAGACGGCUUAAUACUGCAGUGCCAUUGCUAGAUCGAGGUGCCAUCAAGUACAAGUAGACGAAUUUGUCAGUGUAGUGUGCGUGCCCAUGGCGCUGAUCUCUGGGCCGUCCCCGAGUUGUGUUUCCUUCUCCGUGUUCUAGUCGUCGCCGGCGUAGGCUUGCCGGCGGCCGUCGUCGUGGUUGGCGUCAGUGGCCGUGCCUAUGCCUGGCCGCGCGUGCGUGUCUGUCAUUGCGUUGGCGUCGUCUCUCCGUCCCCCCCUCGCGUGCUGUUGUAAAACCAUGUCAUGGUGCUUUUGGCGGAAAUAACAUAUCGUCGAACGGCAACUUUUUGGGUUA